AUGGCGCUCGCCUGUCCGUCCUCCGUGUCCUUCAAGUCCUUCCAAGGGCUCAAGGCCAGUCCUGCUGUCUCGUCCCAAGCGCGCAUUAGUCGCUCUAAUGUAGCUUUCCCGAAUGCCGCGUCCAAGCGUCUGGUAGCCGUCGCGGCCGUUGCAGAGGCACCAGCAGCUGCCGGCCCGGCAGUUCUGCCGGUCCUGACCAUGGACGGUGCGAACUCCGGCAAGACGGCGGAGCUGAACCUGCGGACGGCACGGCCAGAGACGGCAAAAGCCGUUGUCCACCGCGCCGUGGUCACCUACAUGCAGAACAAGCGCGCGGGUACCGCGAGCACGAAGACCCGCGCGGAGGUGCGGGGAGGCGGGCGGAAGCCGAUGAAGCAGAAGGGAACCGGCAGCGCUCGCCGGGGAUCGCAGCGGACGCCGCUGCGCCCCGGUGGUGGUGUGGUGUUCGGGCCUAAACCCAAGGACUGGACUAUUAAGAUCAACAAGAAGGAGAAGCUGCUCGCCGUGGGGACCGCUCUGCAGAACGCGGCGACCGCGAAUGGCGGCGCGAGCUUCAUCGUGAUCGAGGACGUCCACGACAAGGUCGCGGCGCCUAAGACUAAGGACUUCGUCGCGGCGCUCGCGCGGUGGGGCGUGGAUUACAAGAAGGACCACGCGCUGCUGCUUACCGGCGAAGCGUCGGAGAACCUGCUGCUUUCGACGCGGAACAUUGAGAAUCUGAAGGUGGUGACGCCGAACGCGCUGAACAUCUACGACGUGCUGCGCGCCGAUAAGCUGCUGGUGACGGAGUCCGGGCUUGAGUACCUUAACCAACGGUUCGGCGAUGACAUUCUGUUUGUAGAUGGCGAGGAGGAUGAGGAGGAGGGAGAGGAGGCUGCCUUCCCCUCCACUCCUCACACCUCCUGCCUCCGCUUCCCUCACGCCUCCUGCCUCCUCACGUCUCUUCCCCCUCUUUUCACAUGCGUGCCAUUUCUUCCCUCUCCCUCCUCCCCUGCUUCCAUGCCCCCUCUCCUCGCUUCUUGCCAACUCUUUCCCUCCUGCCGACUCCACCUCGCUUGCCCCAUUUUGGACCUUUGCCCUCUGGCAAGUUCCUUCCCUCCCCUCCCAAUUCCCUGCCGUGCUUUUUUCCUUCCACUCAUUGCCAAAUCCAUUCUACCUUCUGCCGCCUGA
This is a messenger RNA of Closterium sp. NIES-65, 1170 nucleotides long. The record is from the annotation of a GenBank genome assembly. Lineage: Eukaryota; Viridiplantae; Streptophyta; Zygnematophyceae; Desmidiales; Closteriaceae.